This is a messenger RNA of Rhinichthys klamathensis goyatoka, 592 nucleotides long. Its product is annotated as C-type lectin domain family 4 member F-like. The record is from RefSeq and is a predicted model, not a curated record. Lineage: Eukaryota; Metazoa; Chordata; Actinopteri; Cypriniformes; Leuciscidae. The transcript has 5 exons. The coding region runs from base 209 to 592 and encodes 127 amino acids.
CUCCGCUGAAGUGAGAGCGAGAGAGAGAGUGAGAGAGAGAGAGAGAGAGCGAGAGAGAGAGAGAGAGGUCACUUCUUCUAAGUGGACUAAAGUUCUUCUGAUUGUUCUGGGUCUCUCUCUUGGUUUUGCUCUCGGAGGUCUCUGCACUCUCGGGGUGAUUUAUUAUCAUAAGCUUGCUGAUUUCGAAUCACUGAAUGAGAAGCACAUCAUGGUUUCAAAGACACUGGCGGCUCAAGAGAUCAACAGCACAGCCAUGAAGAAAGAGUUUAAUGAUCUUACAGGCAGAUACAACACACUUAGAGAAUGGCUGUCCUUUUCUGAUGCUCAGUCUUGUAAUCUCUCUGUGAAUGGCUGGAUAGCUUGUCGUGGAAAGCUGUAUUUAUUCAGCUCUUAUAAACUGAACUGGAAUAGAAGUCGAGAUGUCUGUGUUUCAAAAGGAGCCGAUCUGGUGACCAUAACCAGCCAAUCAGAACAGAGUUUUCUGGUGUCUAAAAUUAACGAGACGCGCUGGAUUGGUCUCAAUGACCUGGACACUGAAGGACACUGGGUUUGGGUGAAUAACCGAACUCUCAAUGACACUGGAGUACAGUAA